Helobdella robusta is the source of this 702-nucleotide messenger RNA. RefSeq lists its product as hypothetical. The record is from RefSeq and is a predicted model, not a curated record. Bases 1 to 702 code for a protein of 233 amino acids. NCBI's taxonomy places the organism in Eukaryota, Metazoa, Annelida, Clitellata, Rhynchobdellida, Glossiphoniidae. Gene Ontology annotation, molecular function: carbohydrate binding. The transcript has 6 exons.
AUGACUUCUGAUUCUUGCGACAACAUUCAGAUGGAAAUUAGAAUACUACAGAAAAGAAAAAAAUUAUACUCGAUGACAUCAAGUUAUAUGUUUCGCCUAAAUUGUCUUGUAAUCUAUUUUGAGCUGCAGCCAGGAACACCUGGCAGACAAGGAGCAGCAAGGAUUAUCUCUGUCAAUCCUGGACCAAAAAACCAAAAAUCUCGUUGUUCAGGUGUGAAUAUUUUAUUACAAAUGCAGUUAGAACUUUGGCAUCAUUUUAGAAUACCCAUGAUUAUUGCAAUGAGAGGUUUGGCCUUUGAAUCCGCGUUAGCCAGCAGACGACCACUGCAUACCACAACACGUCCCAACCAACACAACACGAGAACUUGUGAUCGUGCUGGAGAUGCUGGCGAUCACGUGGUCGUUGUCCAGAGAGCCGAGUAUGGGAGGAUGAGUUUGGGCAGCUGCAUCAAUAGGAACUAUUACAUAGGAUCGUCAGGAUGUUUACGUGACGUGACGUCUAUAAUAAACGGCGCAUGCGCUCUUAAGGAAAGUUGUGAAGUGGCUGUACCCGGGUUCAAACUCGUGAGAAGGUCCAAAUGCCCCAAGGACCUUGUGGAGUACCUCAGAGUCACUUACUCCUGCAUUCAAGAGAUCUUCGAUAUCUCAAUGAUUUUAUCGCCCUAUCGGUCUCCGUGCUUAUUUGCUAUCUUUGGUUCGUGA